CUAAGCAAACGGAUGGAUCGAAAGGGUUUUAAAGCUCCAUUCCCCAGCUCGUUGAUCGCCACUUGUUCCCAGACACCACCCGGACUCUUCUCCUCCAUCCUCAUCUCACACUCUCAGCCGGCACAAUGGAGGACCUACACGACCCCCGGAAGCCCCAGCCGCUCAACGAUGACUCGGCCGCCCUCCAGCAGCUGGGCCACAAGCAGGAGCUGCAGCGGAACUUCUCCAAGGUCUCGAUGCUGGGUCUCGCGUUUGCCAUCCUCAACACCUGGACUGCCCUGUCCACCUCCAUCAACCUCGCCCUGCCCUCCGGCGGCCCCAGUGCCAUCAUCUGGGGCUUGAUGGUUGCCGGCGUCUGCAACCUCUGUCUCGCCGUCUCUCUCGCCGAGUUCCUGUCCGCCUAUCCCACUGCUGGUGGCCAGUACCACUGGGCGGCCAUUGUUGCGUGGCCGCGCUGGUCGCGAGGCAUUAGCUAUGUGACGGGAUGGAUCAACGUUGCCGGAUGGGUCGCUCUGACUGCCACCGGACCUCUCCUAGGAAGCACCAUCAUCGUCGACACCAUUGCGUUCAUGAGCCCCAGCUACAAGUCCGAGACCUGGCACCAGUUCCUCAUCUACGUCGGCUUCACCUUCAUCGCCCUGGUCAUCAACACCUUUGCCACCCGCCUCCUCCCGCUCUUCAACAAGACGGCCUUCCUGUGGAGCAUGGCCGGCUUCAUCAUCAUCAGCAUCACCGUGCUGGCCUGCGCCACCCCCGAUUACCAGAGCGGCAAGUUUGUGUACGGCGAGUUCAUCAACGAGGUCGGCUGGCCCGAUGGCCUUGCCUGGAUGCUUGGUCUGCUCCAGGGCGCUUUUGCCCUUACUGGUUUCGAUGCCACCGCCCACAUGAUCGAGGAGAUUCCCAACGCCCGCGAGGAGGGUCCCAAGAUUAUGAUUUACUGCAUCGGCAUUGGCAUGCUCUCCGGCUUCGUCUUCCUCAGCUGCCUGCUCUUCGUCAUGAAGGACCUCGACACCGUCCUCAACUCCCCCGCCGGCCCUCUUCUCCAGAUCUUCUUCGACGCCACCAAGAGCAAGGCUGGAAGCGUCUGCCUGGUCAUGUUCCCCCUCAUGUGCAUGGUCUUCACCUCCACCGCGCUCAUGACCACCAGUGCUCGCAUGACCUACGCCUUUGCCCGAGACCGCGGUCUUCCCUUCAGCGGCGUUUGGGCCGUUGUCCACCCGACUCUGGAUGUACCCGUCAACGCCCUGCUCUGGACUACUGGCUGGGUUAUUGUGUUUGGCCUGAUUCUGCUUGGUUCUAGCAGUACCUUCAACGCCAUCACUGCUGCCUCCGUCGUUGCUCUCGGUGUUACCUAUGCUAUUCCUCCCGCCAUCAAUGUCCUGCGCGGAGGAAACAUGCUUCCCGAGUCCAGAAUCUUCAAGCUCAGCACCCCCGUCCGGUGGAUCUGCAACUUGGUCGGAAUUGCCUGGGCCAUCCUGACCACUGUCCUUUUCGUCUUCCCUCCCGAGAUGGCGGUGACUUCCUCCAACAUGAACUACUGCGUUGCUGCUUUUGGCGUCAUCCUGCUCAUUGCUGGUACUACUUGGGCCAUUGACGGACGUAAGAACUACAAGGGACCCCGCCUUGAAAACAGCGAGAACACCCUUGAAGGUUUCCCUAAUUGA
Molecule: messenger RNA, 1664 nt
Organism: Ilyonectria robusta
Lineage: Eukaryota; Fungi; Ascomycota; Sordariomycetes; Hypocreales; Nectriaceae
Product: amino acid/polyamine transporter I
Exons: 2
Coding region: 126-1664 (512 amino acids)
Biological process (GO): amino acid transport; transmembrane transport
Cellular component (GO): membrane
Molecular function (GO): transmembrane transporter activity
Source: RefSeq, a predicted model, not a curated record